CAGGCCGCUUUGGGAACCAGGCCGAGCACCUCCUGGGCGCGCUGGCCUUCGCGCGCGCCCUCAACCGCAGCCUGGCCGUGCCGCCCUGGAUCGAGUACCGGCACCAGCGCCCGCCCUACACCAACCUGCACGUGCCCUACGGCGAGUACUUCGAGCUGGAGCCGCUGCGGCGCUUCCACCGCGUGCUGAGCCUGGAGGAGUUCAUGGAGCGCCUGGCGCCCGCGCGCUGGCCGCCGGGCCGCCGCGUCGCCUACUGCUUCGAGGCGGCCGCGCAGCGCAGCGCUGACCGCACCGCCUGCCCCAUGAAGGAUGGAAACCCGUUCGGUCCCUUCUGGGACCAGUUCAAGGUGGAUUUCGAUAGGUCUGAGCUCUUCAAGGGAAUUUCCUUCAGUGCCGCAUACAAGGACCACUGGAUCCAAAGGUUUCCACCAUCCGAGCACCCUGUCCUUGCCUUGCCUGGAGCUCCAGCCCAGUUCCCGGUCUUGGAGGAGCAUCGACCUCUGCAGAAGUACAUCGUGUGGUCUGACAAAAUGGUGAAGCAGGGGGAAGCCUAUAUUCACUCUCUCCUCGUGAGGCCCUACGUGGGAAUCCAUCUGCGCAUCGGCUCCGACUGGAAAAAUGCCUGUAAUAUGUUAAAGGAUGGGACAGCUGGGCCUCACUUCAUGGCUUCGCCUCAGUGCGUGGGCUACGACCGCAACACUGCGGGGCCUCUUACCAUGGACAUGUGCCUGCCAGGCCUCAAAGAGAUCAAGCGCGCUCUCAAGCUCUGGGUGGAAAAGACAGAAGCGAAAUCUGUUUAUAUUGCUACUGAUUCCGAGCCCUACACCAAGGAAAUACAGCAGUUCUUCCAAGGAAAGAUCAAAGUUGUAAGCUUGCAGCCUGAAGUGGCCCAGAUUGACCUGUAUAUUCUUGGCCAGUCCGAUCACUUUAUCGGCAACUGCGUCUCUUCGUUUACAGCSUUCGUGAAGCGGGAGCGCGAUGUGCACGGAAAACCCUCCUCGUUUUUCGGCAUGGACCACCCGCCAAGGUUACGGGAUGAAUUCUGACCCAGGGAGAAGUGGGCUURAUAGUUCUCAGGGCUCUGAGCUCGGUACCUCGCCGAGGGACCCCUCAAACUUAACGCUGUUCCGCCGUGUGUGGAGCGCUCAGCCACACUGGGCUGUGGACUGAUCUGCAAGGUUUUGUUACUCUUCACAGUGAUUUUUAGACUGCUCUGUCUGACUUCUCAGUUCUCCCAUACUUCUGGCAUGAGAUCAGGCAGAAAGGAAAUUUUAAAUCAUGUAGCUCAUAGGAAACUACAUAGUUUCCUGUUCUCGUUAUUUGGGAUUUGACAACGAUUAUGAUCAAGCAGCUGCUCAAAUUUAUUCUCCUUCUUAUUCCCUUUUUAUUCCACUCUUAAAUCUCCUUUUACCUGGAGAUGUUGAAAAGCUGCUUAUUGUCCAAAACUGACCGUAAAUUCUCUUUAGUGCACAUAUUUUCCGGAAGAUCAUGGAAGGCUUGAGAGAAAAAUCUGGGUUUUAUCAGGUAUUGCUGCUGCCUUAUUAGAGCCAAAUCACCUCUGUGCCUCAGUUCCCGUUCCCCUGGAAAGACACUAAAUUCCUGGGAUAACCACCUGCUUCCCAGCAGUGCUGUGAGCRUCAGCACUCGUGCAGCUCCCACCUUGGUGGUGCUGCGGACACGCCGGGGUCGCGGUGUGACGCUGCCCGGGGCCGUUCAGCUGCCCUUGGUACCUGCACUGCCCUGGUGAAGGAGGAUUUAGGGGGCAUUUUUUGUAGACAGGCUUGAGGGGAGACUGGGGGCUUGGUAGCUGUUAAUUUAAGGUGGAUGCCUGUGGUAGAAAUGUUACGUUUCUAAUUUUCUGAGUUAAGAAUUAGUUGAGAAUUAGUUAAGAAUUAUUAGGUUGAUGUAUGUCUUAUCUAGGUCCAUGUUAAUGGUUUUCUGGUUUCUGUUGUGUAAAAUAAUCCCUCUGACAGCAGCAGUGCUAUUUCCCAUUGUAGCUAUCUGCAGAAAACGUUAGCUGAUAGUGGAACAGUUACCACAAAGGCAGAAUAGCUUGCCCCAGGACAGUUUAGUGCUGGUGGUGGUGAUAAUCUGUUAAAUCUCCAUCUGACCGAUGUCUUUAGUGAUGCCUAAGACUUUUCGAAGGCUGAGUGUAGAAUUUACUGUUUACUUUUUGGAAAUGGUGAGUAGCUCAAGCUGUAGUGCUGAGGUGACCGCCUCUGAUGUGAUCCCAUGRCCUGUGGAACGCUCUCCCAGUCUGUUUACUAGGACUUAAUUCUGAGUGCCUGGGUGGUUUUUUUUUUUUUUUUCCCCUUUUUUUUCCUUCCCCUCUCCCUUGGGAAGUGUUCCUUAAAGGAAUUUGAAGGUUCACAGGAGCAAAAGAGGCCAAGUUGGAUGAGUUACCUGCCGUGUUCGGGUGGCAUCACCCUGUGUCUGGAUCCCU
Messenger RNA from Nothoprocta perdicaria, 2443 nucleotides. It is a transcript of the gene POFUT1, whose product is annotated as protein O-fucosyltransferase 1. Gene Ontology annotation, cellular component: endoplasmic reticulum. Gene Ontology annotation, molecular function: peptide-O-fucosyltransferase activity. Bases 204 to 1046 code for a protein of 280 amino acids. Gene Ontology annotation, biological process: protein O-linked glycosylation via fucose; Notch signaling pathway; regulation of Notch signaling pathway. Lineage: Eukaryota; Metazoa; Chordata; Aves; Tinamiformes; Tinamidae. The record is from RefSeq and is a predicted model, not a curated record. The transcript is spliced from 6 exons.